Suillus paluster is the source of this 1137-nucleotide messenger RNA. RefSeq lists its product as uncharacterized. Bases 145 to 1137 code for a protein of 330 amino acids. Lineage: Eukaryota; Fungi; Basidiomycota; Agaricomycetes; Boletales; Suillaceae. Gene Ontology annotation, biological process: regulation of alternative mRNA splicing, via spliceosome. The record is from RefSeq and is a predicted model, not a curated record. The transcript has 5 exons. Gene Ontology annotation, cellular component: nucleus.
AUGCCGCGCAAUAGCUUCAUCAGUGCGGAAUGCAAUCCUGAUGAUCGUGAGAUGAGGCGCGCAAACGGUCUUGCACACGGCACCCUUCUCAUAACUAACUUUCCACAAGCUGGCUAGCUUGUCCGUGCACCGAAGCACUUCCAAAUGGACUUGCCUACACUCAGGGAACUAGACCUUGAGACUGAGCUAAGAAAACGAGAUGCUCAGGUUGCUGAACUCACGGAUGAAGUAACACGUCUUCGACAGCACCUUGCUGUUCAGAAUGGCGCUUCGACUACAGAUCUGGUUACGUUACCCCCUGCGCUAGUAUCUGUCCUGUUACCGCACAUCAACAAGGCAGCUUCUAGUGAAGGAGCAGGAGCGGCUUGUUCGUCGAGUACGGUGAACACGGCGUUGACGCAGAGGGUACGUAUACUGCAGGAAGAGAAUGAUGAGCUGUAUGAGAUGCUCAAGUCCGGCGAGACGGGGAAGCUUAAGGAGGAAGUUCGAGGGCUCAGACGAGUCGUGGAGAGGUUGGAAGGGGCUUUGCGAGAGUCACAUCAAGUAAUUGCUUCCCUGUCGUCGGAACUCGACAAGUCGUACGAAAGUUUCCAAACUUCUCUGCGUCAAAUCAACGCCAACCAUCAUUCUUAUGUGUCUCCUCCCUCUCGCGACUCGUAUCAUCCCGCAUCUACGAGUAAUGGGGUAAUCAAGCUCCCCCCAACUGGACCCAGAGCUCAUAAGAAGCAGCGUCUCUCAGAGCCCAAGGUCUCACCUGCACGUUCCAACAUCUCUCUGCCGCCUUCGAAACCCCAAAUGAAUGCACGCCAGAGUACUCCCAGAGAGCACGAGCCUCCUCGCUCGCCUCGUCUCUCCCCCGCAGAGCUCCGCACGAAACCAAGUAAUGUAAAGAUGGAGGUUGACGAAGAUUCGCGAACACGUCCACGUUCCCCAAGCGAUAAUAGAGACCGCGAGUCUCACCGCCGCGAAAAAGAUCGUGGGCGUGAACAGGAUGGAGAGCGCGACAGGGACAGGGACCGUUUCCCGCGGCGCAACGGUGGUGGCGGUGGCGGUGGAGGUGGGCGAAGGAGUCGAGGGUUUGCGGGUCACGCAUAUGCAUUCGGAGAUCGGACGUUGGCGGAAAGAAUGGGACUUUGA